AUGGCUAUGCUGCCCCGAAUACCAUUCAAAAACUACAGCAAGCACAGUCAACAGAGCCCAAUACCUCACAAUCAGUGGCAACCUACAAACCCAUCGAGAACUCUACGAAGCAACGCCGCCAACUACUGCGCUGUUGUGGAGUAUGUCCGGUGCUUGCUCUAUGCGCGAUGGCCAUCUGUCAACAGUUGCAGUAUUAUGAUUCCGGAGCACUUUGUAUUGGCGGGACGACAUAGUAUGCUGUUGAUGAACGAGAAUGUGCGUUAUCUGGACAUCUCCGACUGCUCGAUGGACACCUUUGUAAAGCAGUCUGGAGGAACUCGGGAGUUCCUCCCUUACUUGGGAGGAGUGCGUGGUCGCAUUCAUCGACAGUGUCUUGACACCAACGAAGCGCUUCCGAACCGUCGCAACAAGGAGUCCUACCGUAACUUCGCCCUAUGUCUCCAGCACUCUGUGCGCGUUUACCUAAUCGAUGACAACAGCAUUACCGUUCUUUCUGGCAUUAUGGGUGCCAUUCCCUUCAUGGAGCUGAACCUCAUUAAAAGUUCACUCUAG
Linnemannia hyalina is the source of this 552-nucleotide messenger RNA. The record is from the annotation of a GenBank genome assembly. NCBI's taxonomy places the organism in Eukaryota, Fungi, Mortierellomycota, Mortierellomycetes, Mortierellales, Mortierellaceae.